AUGAAUGAGGAGACUGUGUGGCAAGAAUUAUCGGAAAUACUAGCUGAUCCUCCAGAGACAAGAGAUAAAUGUUCGCAAUGCAAAAGACCAGUUCCAGUAUGUUGGUGCCCAGGAUUACCAAAGCAUCGUGUAUGUCCUGCAUCAAAAGUAAUAAUUUUACAGCAUCCAGCUGAAGCAAAACGUUGUUUAAGAACUGCACCCAUGCUAGCUCUAGGUUUAGAGCCAGGAAAAUGUGUAAUUUAUAGAGGAAAGAAAUUCCCACUCUCAAAACAUGAAGGCUUAGCAGAAAUUUUAAGUGAUAGCAAUACUAUAUUACUGUAUCCAUCUCCAGGUGCUAUAGCACUUGAUAAAUUAAGUCCUGUUGGAAUUAAUGGACAGAAACCAUAUAAUCUUAUUUUAUUAGAUGGAACUUGGCCACAAGCAAAGGCAAUAUAUCAUUCAAGUCCAGCACUGUGUGUAUUGCAAACAUGUAAAUUAAUUGGAGUUCCAACAAGUGAAUAUGUCAUUAGAACACAACCCACUGAAGGUUGUUUGUCAACUCUUGAAACUGGUGCAUUUGCAUUAUCCAUUUUAGAAGGUGACCCAGAAUUAAAACAUAAAAUGCUUGGACCUCUACAUUAUCUUUGCAGAUUUCAGCUAGAAAAUGGUGCUGUAACCCAUCAAAGUAAAGAAUUUCUUGUUAAACAAAAAACUUAUCCAAAACUUAUAGGACGAAGAUUAGCCAAACAAUUACGUAUGCUGCCGGAGGAAACUACGUAA
Molecule: messenger RNA, 759 nt
Organism: Habropoda laboriosa
Lineage: Eukaryota; Metazoa; Arthropoda; Insecta; Hymenoptera; Apidae
Gene: Dtwd2
Product: DTW domain-containing protein 2
Exons: 5
Coding region: 1-759 (252 amino acids)
Source: RefSeq, a predicted model, not a curated record